UGGCUCUUUAGCUUCGGCUUAUUCUACAUUGUAUUUCUGAGCUAGCCUCCCUCCAGGGUUCUUUAAUCCUCUAUCAAAAUCAUACCUUUGGCGUUUGCGGUGUUUCCACAAGCAGCAUAGCGCGGGGAUAAAUUGAAAGACUAGAUUUCAGGUAUUGGGGAAGCAAGAAAUUUUGGCUGGAGCAGUCGGUUUCGGUUGCAAGGAUUUCGUCUUCAACCUUUGUGUUUAACCAAACCCACAAGUUCUUUGAGAGUUGAGAUGCAGCAGCGGCAGCAAUACCACCACCACUUGGGUUUUGAAGAAUCACCAAGUGGAAGCAGUGGUGCUAGGGUGAGCUUAUUGAUUCGUCACCUUCCGGAAGCUAUUUCUGAGGAGACUCUGUUUCGGCUGUUGUCCCACUAUGGUGCUUCUUCUGUUCGCUCAUGCGCUGCUACUGGCCGGCUGAGAAACUGCGCAUUUGUGGAUUUCCAAAACGAAGGCUUGGCGUACCAGGCACAACGACAGUUAAAUGGGCUGAGGUUUCUUGGUAAGGUCUUGAAAGUAGAGAGAGCAGCCACCAAUAAUGAUAAGCCAUCACAGGCUGCUAACAACGAUUCUAUUUCUGUAAACCCCACUUCCAAACCAUCUUUGGUCCACAAUCCUACCAUCAAGAUAGAGGCUGAAAAAAUUGAAGUCUCAAGAUCAGAGCCCAUUGCUCCAAGGCUUGGUGUAGACUAUCCCUUUCCUCCUCACCUCGAGUACGCUUACCCGCCACCAGAUGGAAAUAUUCUAACCAACGUUGUAAAUGCUCUUAUAGCUGUACCUCGCUUUUAUACACAGGUUUUGCACUUGAUGAACAAAAUGAACAUACCAGCUCCAUUUCGUAUGGCUCUUCCCUCUCCACCACUACCACCUUCAGUACCCGUGCCACUUCCACCACCUCCCCCACUUCUAGCCGAAAAGCCUUGCUCGGCUGAUUUAUCAAGUGAAGAGUCAGAAAUGGAAUCUUCGGAUGAGGAAGUCAAGGAAAAAUCCUAUAGCAGAGCUUUUAGUGGACGGAAGCGUAUUAAGCGGGAAGCUAUUGUUGGUCCUGCAGUUGAUAAAGAUGUAGCUCAUGAAGAUGUUGGAUUGAAAUCGGCCACUCUUAUCCCAAAGGAGAUUCCAAUGAUAAAAAAGAAGAACCCUAUUGUACAGAUAAAAAUUGCACCCAAAGUUGUUGCUAAUGAAAAUAAAGAUGAUGGCAUUACUGAAGACUCAGAGCAUCCAGAAAAUGAGAGUGCAGAUAUCAACACUUUUGCGACUCCAGAAGAACUGGAAAAAGGAAAAUUGCCUCCAGAAGAAAUAUUAUCACUGCCAAUGUUUAAGAACUAUGCAGCUGGGAAUCCGGCCUCGGUGUUGUAUAUAAAGAACUUGGCAAAGGAUAUUGUUGCUGAUGACUUCUAUUACAUAUUUGGGUCAUUAUUUGGAAGCAUUGAUACAGCCAAAUCUGGUCUCAGCGUGAAGCUCAUGCAGGAAGGAAGAAUGAGAGGCCAAGCUUUUGUGACAUUUCCAUCAGUUGAACUAGCACAUUAUGCUUUGAAUCUAGUAAAUGGGUAUGUGUUCAAAGGCAAACCAAUGAUCAUCCAGUUUGGCCGGAAUCCUGCAGCUGGGAAAGCGAAUUAAAAUGGUGAACUAUCCGUGGACGUUCUGAAUUUAAUCCACCAUGCUAUCAGUUUACUGAAUUUAAUCACCUGCAACAUUGUGACUAAUCAGCACCCUCAGUUUACCAACAUCAACAGAUUUAUAUCAUGCAAUCAUAUUCUUCUCUUUCAGAAAUUGGCUGGGAGUGGGGUUUUCUCCAGAACUCCUCGAGCACGAAUCUCCGGUGGUGCAGAAGAAAGAAACUGUAAUAUGUUGCUACCCAUGCAACUAAAGUGGACUGAGAGCUGGUGGUUCUGAAAAGGUUGAAGAUACAUGCCCAGAUGGUCUCUACUAGGCAUCCUGCAUCAGCUCAAAAGUUUUCCACAUCAGAAUGCGUUUAAUUGACCGAUGCAGCUGUGAUUAGUUACCCAGAAUGUUGCAUUUGAUUUCAGUCACUAGAGGUUUUCUAGAAAGCCCUAAUGACAAAGGCAACAGCCAUUGUAGCUUAAAAGUUACCGCUGUAAUUUUUUGUGUCUGAGCUGUAUCCGACUUCCGGGCCCAAGAAUUUCUCCAUAAUUCUUCUCAUGUCUUGGACUCUUGGCUUAAAAGUUAAAACUAACAAGUAGAGAAAGUUGGUUUCAAAGGAGAA
Molecule: messenger RNA, 2248 nt
Organism: Malus domestica (apple)
Lineage: Eukaryota; Viridiplantae; Streptophyta; Magnoliopsida; Rosales; Rosaceae
Source: RefSeq, a predicted model, not a curated record